Messenger RNA from Symbiodinium necroappetens, 1791 nucleotides. NCBI's taxonomy places the organism in Eukaryota, Dinophyceae, Suessiales, Symbiodiniaceae. The record is from the annotation of a GenBank genome assembly.
AUGGAUGAGGAGACUCAGCUUCUAGGUGAUGAGGAAGAUGGUGACGAUGAGAGCCCCCUUGCCUCUGCAGGGCCUGCGCUCCCUGAACCUAAAACGCCCUCUAUCCUCGCCCGUAGUCCCCGCGGUCCCGAGGGCCUAGCAGGAAGACUUUUGAAGGAUGAUGAGUCAGCCAGACGUGAGGCCCUCCAGGACGCUGCGAGUGCUGCCGAGGCCCUGAAAGCCGCGAAGGGAGAGCUAGAUGUGAUUCCCCUGGAAGCCCCUAACCCCUAUGCUGCGGCCUCCCUGCCAUCAAGUACUGCCCCCGGGGAUAAACUCACACUGCCUAAGCUGAAACCUAAAGCCUCUGAGAAGACUCAUAGUUGGGUUUCUGAACUUAGGGACAUGGUUACGGGAGGGCAAAGAGAAAUCAUGAGUGAGCUCCAUAAUCACAAGACCCAGCUUACGCAGGUUGGUCAUCAGGUCCAGCAUCUGGAUAGAAAGCAGGAAGACCUCUCUAAAGCACAGGCUGACAUGUUCGAGCGCCUGAACAACAUGGAGGCUGAGGUCAAAGAACUCCGAUCUCGCUCUAGAUCGGUCAGCCCCGCCCCCCCACACCUCCCCCAUCCCGAUCUGAGCCCCAGGUCCACCACGGCCAGUACUAUUAACAAACAGGUUGUUGAUGACUUCCAGGUUGUGAUUGGAGGGUGGGAGGAAGCUAAGAGGGCCGAGGUUGAAAACGAGAUUAGGACCAAGUUUGCACGGGUAGAGCUGUUGUACACAGACCAAAAUUUUGCCGAGAGACGUCGGGUUCAAAGCUUGGUCAUUAAUGCCCUCAAAACACUCUUCAACACCUACUAUAGCUCCAUUCCCGGGCAACAAGCUCGGAAGCUCUGGAUUACCAGAAACCGCAGCCGCGAAGAGCGGGAGAAGAUUCGUGCCUUGGUCAGCAUCAAGGAGUGGGCAUUGAAACAUACCUCAGAAAUCUUUAUCGACCUCGAUUGGAGAGGGCGACUCUGGAUUCGGGGCGAACAAGUUCUAUAUUGGGUUCAAAACAAGAAACCCUCCGACGGGGCUAUGAUGCUGACGAAUGCUAAUGGGGACGAAACCGGUUGGUGGGUGCAUGCCCCACAGCUAGGACUGGAAUUCAAUGCAUGCUGCGGCGUUACGUGGGAAGCGAGGGGUGAGAGUAGCACCAUCGAUUGGCUACUCUUCAGGAUCCCGCCUUUCAGUUUUCCCAAGAGUCCUUUGCGGAUUUGUGUCGUAAGCAUUCCCGGCGAGUUCCCUCCCUGCGUUACUCCGAUCCUCCUCAUGUACAGGAGUGCAAUGCAAAGAUCUUCGGAUGGGAGCUUCAUUGAGCGACUUGGGGGUGAAGAUUCCGCAUGCGAGUCGGUUCGUGCUUUCUAUGCUAAGAAAUACACCCUCCCGCCGUCGGACCACCCGGUAUCCGAGGUCCAACAGGAAGCAUUGCAACGCAAACAUUCGCCUGCAGAAGCCAGUCCUAUAACAGACGAGGAGAUUGCGGCAGCUGUCGCCUGCACCAAAACCUCCACGUCUUCAGGUCUGGAUUCGGUCUGCUAUGCUGCAAUUAGAACCUUCCACUCGAAGGACUCCCAGGGGAAGCUCAGGACCUUCUUCGACAGGAUCUUGACAGGGUCCAUCGACGUUCCGCGGGACUGGGUCACGGGUAAAAUCUGCCUGAUCCCCAAGGCCGGACAACAUGCGUGUCGCCCAGGCACACAGGCGAUCGAAGCUGUAUCAGCGGCCCAAGCUACGCUCCGCGCUGGCGCUCUGGUCUAUGUGCCAGGAGACUAA